Messenger RNA from Caenorhabditis remanei, 738 nucleotides. RefSeq lists its product as uncharacterized. The record is from RefSeq and is a predicted model, not a curated record. The coding region runs from base 1 to 738 and encodes 245 amino acids. Lineage: Eukaryota; Metazoa; Nematoda; Chromadorea; Rhabditida; Rhabditidae. The transcript has a single exon.
AUGAUCAAACGUAGUCAUGAGUUUCUGCAAAUGAUUAAUCUUUCAGGAAGCAUCAUCAAUGAUCUCAACUUUGCUGUGAUUCCGGAUAGCCUGAAGAAUGUCACUAGAUCCUCUCCACACAUUGAUAUCAACGAAGAGCUGAAAAUAAUCGAGUCAACAUGUCUGUCUAUUCAAGAUAAAAAGUAUCUGACGGGCGGCGUACUCACUGGUAGUCUUGCCAAAAUGUUCAACGAAAAACUGCUCGUAAUAUCUCAAAAAGCGAUUGGUUUUGAAGAAGUACGUGGCGUGCUCGGAGUACGGCAACCUCAUACAAAAUGGUAUUGCGGAGAAGGGUUUGACGAUUGGUUGAAGUUCGGAUGGAGAGACGAAGAGAAGGCAGCGGCGAAGACGAUUCAGGAGUACUAUGAUCUGAUCGAGCCAAUGUUCAAAUUGUUUGAGAGACAUGACUGUGGAUACUUUUUUGAAGAACAAGUUCAUAAAGGGAUCGUCUGGUUGGAUGCGAAGAUGCCAACUGUUCGUCAUAUUCAUCGACAGAAACUUGAAGAGCUCCUUCUCCGUCCCAAUGCAAGUGAGGUUUUUGACAAGAAAGAAGUGGAUAAUCUGAUGGAAGAGAGGCGAAAGACGACGUCUCUUGUAGAUGGUGCUCUUAUGGGAUUGUUCAAAAAUAACAAUUGUUGUCAAGCCAACGAGAACAAAUGUGAGGAGAAGGAAAUCCAGAAUAGAAAGGAUGUGCAAUGA